This is a messenger RNA of Trichoderma gamsii, 1488 nucleotides long. RefSeq names its product polyamine transporter 4. The coding region runs from base 1 to 1488 and encodes 495 amino acids. The transcript has 3 exons. Lineage: Eukaryota; Fungi; Ascomycota; Sordariomycetes; Hypocreales; Hypocreaceae. The record is from RefSeq and is a predicted model, not a curated record. Gene Ontology annotation, biological process: transmembrane transport. Gene Ontology annotation, molecular function: transmembrane transporter activity.
AUGGCGGUCCUAGACGAACUCGAAAGCGGAACUCCCUUGGAGAAUCUCUCAAGUACAGACGAAGAGACUCAGACGCCGAGCAUCGACAACUCUAGUCCAUUGACUUUCGAAGACCCUCAUGAUCCCGCGAAUCCCAAAAAUUGGUCGUUGUUGAGAAAACUAUUCAUUACUUUCAUAUGGAUAGCCGGAAAUCUGGUGGCCUCGGUAUCUUCGAGCAUCUUCAGCAGUGGUGCUCAAGCAAUUAGCGAAGAGUUUCACGUCGGUACAGAAGUUGUAACUCUAGGAGUUAGUUUAUUCGUUGUUGGCUAUUCCGUUGGACCACCGUUUUGGAGCCCCAUAUCUGAACAAUUUGGAAGAAGAAAGCCCAUGAUUGCCGGCAUGGCGCUUUUCACUCUCUUCUGCAUUCCCGUCGCAGUGGGGAAGAACUUGCAAACGAUUCUCGUCGGCCGAUUCUUCUGUGGAGUUUCCGGUGUAGCGCCCAUUGCUCUAUUCGGAGGUGGCCUCGUCGACAUCUGGCAUCCAGAACAACGCGCAAUUGCCAUGGCAACUGUCAUUGGCAUAGUUCUUGGAGGGCCCUUGCUUGCCCCGGUAAUGGGCAACUUUAUCACUGCUAGUCACCUCGGCUGGCGAUGGACCGGAUGGCUAAGCUGUAUCAUGGGAGGAGCUUGUACGGUUCUGUGCGUCCUCGGAUUGCCAGAGACAUAUCCGCCCAUCAUCCUGCAAAAGAGGCAAAAGCUGAAUCCAGCGUCUCAGAACGCACCGAGGGACACAGGCGGAUGGAAUAGAUUAGUCCGCGUAUAUCUAGUUCGACCUUUUGUUCUACUCGCGACCGAACCCAUCUUGGUCCUCAUGACCCUCUAUCAGGCCUUCGUCUAUGGCAUUCUCUACAUCGUCUUCUCUUCAUACCCCAUCAUUUUCCGCGAACAACGUCACUGGAAACUCGGUCUAUCAUCUCUUCCCUUCUUGGGCAUGAUGGUUGGAGUCUUUAUUGGCUCUGCCAUGAUUGUCACACGUACCGUGCUGGUUCAACAAGCGAGCCUUAAAAAGAAAGCUGAAAAUAGUUCUGAUUCCGGCCAAUCACCAGCGCCUGAGAUGCGUUUACCACUGAUGAUGGUUGGCAGCAUUCUCCUACCUAUCGGGCUGUUUAUCUUUGGAUGGACUUCUGCUCCUCACAUUCCCGUGGUGGGAAUGAUCAUUGGCAGUCUCUUCAUCGGUGCAGGUUUGCUGUGCAUCUUUGUUACCGCAAUGACAUACAUUCUGGAUGUCUAUUCGCACAUUGCCAACAGCGCACUCGGCGCAAAUACUAUUGUACGCUCCUUUUUCGCGGCGGGAUUCCCUCUCUUUGCCAGUUACAUGUAUCAUGACCUUGGUGUUGCAUGGGCGUCUAGUGUCUUGGGAUUUGUGAGCGUCGCCAUGAUUCCAAUUCCGAUUCUCUUUUACAAAUAUGGGCCGCGUAUCAGAGCUCUCUCUAAGAACUUGAUGGUGUGA